Anthonomus grandis grandis is the source of this 2107-nucleotide messenger RNA. RefSeq names its product HIV Tat-specific factor 1 homolog (gene barc). Gene Ontology annotation, cellular component: U2 snRNP; U2-type spliceosomal complex. Gene Ontology annotation, biological process: mRNA splicing, via spliceosome. The record is from RefSeq and is a predicted model, not a curated record. The transcript is spliced from 2 exons. The coding region runs from base 446 to 1777 and encodes 443 amino acids. NCBI's taxonomy places the organism in Eukaryota, Metazoa, Arthropoda, Insecta, Coleoptera, Curculionidae. Gene Ontology annotation, molecular function: RNA binding.
CUUUACUGUUCAGUGUUGAUAUUAACGGAUUUUCCUUGAAUAUCGCCUGGAAAAUAUCGUUAUUUUAAUCAGAACCACGGGGUGGUAUAAGCUAAGCUAGUUAUUUUUCUACAAAUCGAAAAUACACUAAUUAUUCAAUUUCACUUAUUUCUCCAAUAUAAAUGACAAAAAAGUUUUUUUAUAAUAAAAUUUACAGAAAGUAAAAAUAUGCCUAUAUAGGCAGUGAUGAUGUAAAAUUGAAAAAAAAACAUCCAUAUGAAAUAACAAACUAAACAAAUAAACUAAAGAAAAUCAACAAAAUUAGAAAUUUGGCCUUGGACUUAACCUCAAAAUUCUUGAGACAUUUAUUUGAGGUUAUAUGGUAUUUGUUUAUUUACUUCCAAAUUCCCAAGACAUUUUUCAGUUUUCCAUAGAGUAUUAGUCAAUAUCAGUAUAUUAAUUAGAUAUGGCAGAUGUUAGCAAAGUAAUUCAAACUCUCUCAGACAUUCCCAAAGACACAUUAGAUUUACCAGAAAACGCUUCACAAAUAAGCAAUAUUCAAAAACCAACAUGUGAUCAACAAUAUGACACACAAGAUGUUCACUAUGAAGGUGAUAUUGCAAUUUAUACUGAUAAGGCGACAGGUUAUCAGUACCAGUGGGACAAAGAGAAGAAUGAGUGGGUCCCAAAGCAGAACAACAUAACUUAUGACUUUGAGGAUGAUACACAUGUUUAUGUAGAUGCUGAUGGCACCAAGCUAUUUUGGGACAAGGAGAAGAAAGCUUGGUUUCCAAAACUCGAUGAUGAUUUUAUGGCAAAAUAUCAAAUGUCUUAUGGAUUUAACAAUGAAGAACCAGGUGAAAAGGCUACAAAACCUGAACCUCCAGCUGAAAAUGAAGUGCCCACCAAACCUCCCAAAGGAGAAAAGAGAAAGGCCUCUGAGCCACAAUGGUUUGAACUUGAAGAAACCCUAAAUACCAAUGUUUAUGUUUCCAACUUGCCCACAGAUAUUUCUGAACAAGAGUUUAUCGAUUUUAUGCAAAAAUGUGGAUUAGUGAUGAGAGAUCCAGUAUCAGGACACUUCAAAGUAAAACUAUAUAGGGAACCUGGUACAGGGUACCUUAAAGGGGAUGCUCUUUGCACUUAUAUUAAAGUAGAAUCUGUGGAAUUGGCCCUUAAGUUACUUGAUGGCUAUGAAUUUAAGGGAAAAAUAAUAAAUGUGGAAAGGGCUAGAUUUGAAAUGAAAGGUGAAUAUGACCCAAAGCUCAAACCAAAAAUGAGAAAAAAGAAAGACAAACUAAAGCUUAAGAAACAACAAGAGAAACUGUUUGAUUGGAGGCCAGAAAAGAAGGAAAAUGAGAAAUCCAAGCAUGAGAGAGUGGUAAUAAUAAAGAACCUGUUUGACCCAACAAUAUUUGAUAAGGAUGUGGGGCUCAUUCUAGAAUUCCAGGAGGACCUCAGGGAGGAAGCAGGCAAAAUUGGAGAAGUUCGUAAAGUACUUUUGUAUGACAGGCAUCCAGAGGGAGUGGCCCAGAUCACAAUGGCGUCUCCAGAGGAAGCAACGCAAGUGGUAACUGUACUAAAUGGCAGAUGGUUUAUGAAACGUCAACUUACUGCAGAAAUAUGGGAUGGAAAAACCAAGUUUAAGAUUGCCGAAACUGAUUCUGAAAUAAACCAGAGGUUGGAGAAGUGGGAUAAGUUUUUGGAGCAGGAAGAUGGUGAUGAAAAGAGUAAAGACAAUAAGAAUAAUGAGGAUAAUAGUAAAACUAAUAGUUUAAGUGAAGGACAGUUAAUAUAACAGGUUUAGAUGUUAAAUUAUAUUAUAUUUGAUAUAAUUAGAUAUAUUAUAUGAAUUUUUCUUCAUUGAAUUAAUGAACUUUUUUCCUGUAGAAGUUAGUAGCCUUGAGCUUUUAUGGCUUUUAUAAGCUUUUAUAGCUCUGGUUUAAAAUUUGCAGAAAGCAGGGUUUACAUAGAGAAGGGAUUUUACCUGGUCACAUUUUAACAGCCCAUUGAAUGUACCAUAUAUGUAAUGAAUGCAGACAUAAAUUAAGAUAAAUAAUAUCAUUAUAUAUAUCUGACAGAAAUAUACAUAUUAUACACAUGUGAAAAAAUAUACAUAUUUUUUUUA